Molecule: messenger RNA, 975 nt
Organism: Meyerozyma guilliermondii ATCC 6260
Lineage: Eukaryota; Fungi; Ascomycota; Pichiomycetes; Serinales; Debaryomycetaceae
Gene: CCC1
Product: Ccc1p
Exons: 1
Coding region: 1-975 (324 amino acids)
Biological process (GO): intracellular manganese ion homeostasis
Cellular component (GO): fungal-type vacuole membrane
Molecular function (GO): iron ion transmembrane transporter activity; manganese ion transmembrane transporter activity
Source: RefSeq, a predicted model, not a curated record
AUGCAGUCCACGCCGCUCGGUUUUUUGCAUCAGGACCAUCGCCAAACAAUCAACUUUUCCAUGUCUGUGGUGGCCAUAAAGAACCAGGUAGCUAGCUACUUUCAAAAAUCACGUCUGGAUGACGAGUUGGAGCGCGUAAAUGGACUUUUGGAGUCGGGCCAGUCUCCUUACGGAUCAAUAGAAGGCCAAGAUCGGGCUUCAGCUAGAGCUAAUGAAGAGAGAGCGAUUGAAACAGCCAAAAGUAAUGUGGAAAACAAUGACUACGAUUCAGAAGAUGAAGGAUUUUUCAACAAAUUUGACCCACGGGUGAUGUCAGAUAUUAUAAUUGGGUUAUCGGACGGGUUGACAGUUCCGUUUGCAUUGACAGCAGGAUUGUCAUCGCUUGGAGACACCAAGCUUGUUAUCACUGGUGGAUUGGCCGAGUUGGUGUCGGGAGCCAUUUCUAUGGGUCUUGGUGGAUACUUGGCCGCGAGGUCCGAAUCGGAAUACUACCAUGCGCAGGUCAAAAAAGAGAAACUUGGGUUUUUCAAGAAACCUGAGCUGAUCAACCAGGAAGCGGCUGAAAUCAUGUUUGAGGUGGGUGCCUCGGAACAAACUAUUGCAUCAUUUCUUAAGGACUUGGAUUCCAAACCUAAGAAUCUCAUCGACUUUAUCAUCAGGUUCGGUAAAGGUUUGGAUGAACCAGCCGAUGGACGUGAGCUCACUUCGGCAUUGACCAUUGGUCUGGGUUACUUCUUGGGAGGUUUCGUUCCCCUUAUUCCAUAUUUCUUCUGUUCGGUGGUACGUACAGGAUUGCUUGUGUCGGUGAUAGUUAUGUUGAUCACAUUGUUCAUUUUUGGUUACGUUAAAACGUCAAUAUCAUUGGGUGAUGACUGUGGUACCAGCAAGAAGGUGUUGGAAGGGUUUCAGAUGGUAAUUAUAGGAUCGGUAGCGGCAGGAGCCGCCUGGACCCUUGUCUAUUUUAUUGACAAUUAG